CGUCAAAAACUAGAAGAAGUUCUUAUUCAAGGAAAACUGACCUUGAAAAACACUCAGAGAAUAGUAGGAUCUCUGAAUUUCGCAAGUUUUGUCGUUCCAAGGGGUCGGCUCAAUCAUCGACGACUUCUAAUGUUUCUAAACUCCCUGCCAAACCCAUCGACCACGUCAUUCCCGAUACCGCAAAGUGUGUCGAGCGAACUAAAUUGGUGGGUACAAAAUUGCCAGGCGUCAACAGCUCUACAUCAUCCUCCCCCCACCAAUUUUCUAACAACCGAUGCGUCAGACCAAGCCUGGGGGGCGCAGUUGAACGACCUAGCUCUGUCAGGAGCUUGGUCACGAGAAGAACAGAACCUUCAUUGCAAUCAGAAGGAAAUGUUAGCCAUCCUUCAUGUCCUUCAAGGUUACGCUCACCUGUUGCAUCACAGUUCGAUGCUGAUACAAUGCGACAACAGGACAGCCGUAGCCCAUCUCAGGAAAGAAGGGGGAUCGAAAUCGCUAGCCCUGGUAAACAUAACUCAUCGGAUUUUAGAUCUUCUAGAUCAAAAUCAAAUACACCUCAGCGUACACUACCUACCAGGCAAGUACAAUUGUCAAGCCGAUCACCUAUCGCGUCGUCGCUUACCGCCGGAAUGGCACUUACUACCGGCUUGCGUAGAGACAGUUUUUGCGAAGUGGGGAACACCGGUGGUGGAUCUAUUUGCCUCGGCAACAGCCCAUGUGGUACACAAUUAUGUAUCACGAGACCUGAGAGACCCUCAAGCGAUGUACCACGACGCAUUCAGUACUCCGUGGAACUACCCGCUCGCGUGGGUGUUCCCACCACCUUUUCUGAUGCCCAAAGUCCUCUCUCACUUGAACCAAUCGACCGGGAUAUUUCUGGUAGUGGUGCCUCGCUGGGACAAAGUGUUCUGGCGGGCAGAUCUCAAAGCCCGAGCGCUAGCAGCGCCACUUACUCUGAGGAACCUGCGGAAGAAUCUCGUCGACACGACGACAGGACUACCACCUGCCCAAGUCGAGGAAAUGAUUCUCGAGGUUUGGAAGUGUGGGGGUGGUCUGAGGCGCUAGAAUCGUGGAGUUCAGAUCAAUUAUUAUUGCUUAAAAAUUCUUGGAGAAAAUCGACUUUAAGAACGUACAAAACAGCUUGGCAACGUUGGAUUUCUUGGGCAAGUACAAAAAAUAUAAACCCAAAAAAUCCGACAGGAGCUCAACUAGCACAGUUUUUAUCGGAUUUACAUUUAAUAAAUAAAUUAUCUUAUAAUACCAUACUUUUACACAAGUCAGUCGUUUCUACGUUGUGUAACACUGAAACAUCAAGUUGUUUGAGUUCACAUGUUCUGGUGAAACACAUUCUUAAGUCGAUUUCCUUAACACGUCCAAAAACGGUUAAACCCCCAGUUUGGGAUGUUGAUCAACUUAUCAAAUUUUUAUCCGAUUAUACAGUAGAUCAGAACAAUGUUUUCCAAACAACGCGUCAUACUGCCACCUUACUGCUUCUUUGCUCUGGUAGGCGUAUACAUGAUUUAACUUUGCUUACGAUUGACCAUGACAAUUGUAUAAGAUCAGAUGAAUGUAUAAUUUUUUGGCCCCAGUUUGGCUCAAAGACAGACUCUAGUAAUUACAGGCAGUCCGGUUGGAAACUAUUAGCAAAUACCAGUAAUAGUAAGCUAAAUCCUCUUUUUUGGAUAGAACGAACUAUAUCACUUCUAAAUGACAGACGUAAUACUGCUAAGUCUUUUAAUUUGUUCAUGACACUUAAAGGUCGGCCGCAGCCAGCCUCACGGACGGUCAUUGCUAAUUGGAUAAAAACUUUGUUUAAAGAAGCGAACAUAGCAGCCGCUCCAGGUAGCAUUAGGUCAGCUGUAGCUUCAAAAAGUUGGUGGGAAAAUCAUUCCCUCGAUGAUAUUAUGGCGCGUGGAAACUGGCAAUCAGCUAACACUUUCCAACGAUUUUAUAGGAGAGAGGUAGCAAGAACAAGUACUUCUUCUACAAAUGUAACACGAUUGUUUAAUCCUGUAUAGGUAU
This is a messenger RNA of Cydia amplana, 2022 nucleotides long. RefSeq lists its product as uncharacterized. The record is from RefSeq and is a predicted model, not a curated record. Gene Ontology annotation, molecular function: DNA binding. The transcript has a single exon. Gene Ontology annotation, biological process: DNA integration; DNA recombination. The coding region runs from base 441 to 2018 and encodes 525 amino acids. NCBI's taxonomy places the organism in Eukaryota, Metazoa, Arthropoda, Insecta, Lepidoptera, Tortricidae.